AUGGUCGAGGAGCGUCCGCUAGUGAACGAUAGGAAACUGGACCUUUUGGCUAUUAGUUUUAAGCCAGUAACCUUUAUCCCUCACGACUCUGAAAUGUGGUUUGCUGCGUUAGAAAAGCAGUUUAUCGCUUGUAACGUGCGGAGCCAGCGCUCAAAAUACGUUUACGCGGUAGAGGCAAUCCCUGGCGACCGAAUAUCCACCAUUAGGGAUAUUAUUCCUAAACCACCGGAGACGAACGCGUACGACGUUCUGAAGGAUACUAUUCUUCAGUUCUACGCCCCCUCUAACGAGGAAAGGUUACGCCAGUUGCUGGCUCGUCACCCGAUUGGUGAUUCGACGCCAAGCAGGCAUCUGGCGCGUCUGCGCACGUUAGCCGGCCCAGAAAACGCCCACUCUUACAUCUCCAGAGAGCUGCGACUCGAGUCGUUGCCACGUCACGUUCAACCGACGGUAACGGCUCUGCUGGAGGACUCCUAA
This is a messenger RNA of Echinostoma caproni, 477 nucleotides long. The record is from the annotation of a GenBank genome assembly. NCBI's taxonomy places the organism in Eukaryota, Metazoa, Platyhelminthes, Trematoda, Plagiorchiida, Echinostomatidae.